Molecule: messenger RNA, 3156 nt
Organism: Dendronephthya gigantea
Lineage: Eukaryota; Metazoa; Cnidaria; Anthozoa; Malacalcyonacea; Nephtheidae
Product: presenilins-associated rhomboid-like protein, mitochondrial
Exons: 11
Coding region: 4-1008 (334 amino acids)
Cellular component (GO): membrane
Molecular function (GO): serine-type endopeptidase activity
Source: RefSeq, a predicted model, not a curated record
AAGAUGGCUGUCGUUCGAAGGUUUUUUCACAGUUCUUGUUUUAAGAAUAACAUAAUUUUGGAUACCCGUAGUUUAUUUAAACAACCCAAUAGGACUUGUUGCAAAAGGAAUGUGCAUAAUAGCAAUGCAUUGAGAAACAAAUCAAAUCAAUAUGAAUAUGAUCUAGAGAUCUUGCCAUACAGUAAGACAAGACUGAUCCUACGACCACUGGCUUUCACCCUUGCAGUAUCCUCAGGAUGUUUUGUCGCAGCGACAAUUGCACAGUAUGAAACAAUGAGAGCAAAUUUAGCCCAACAUUAUGAACGAGGUUUUUCACAUGUUGAAAAGAAAUUGUUUAAAUUUAGACAACAGAUGAAUAAAUGGGUGAACGCAAUGCAUCCUGGUGAAAAAACUGCUUCAGUUAUUAUCGCGCUUAACGUUGGUGUUUUCUUGCUAUGGAGAAUUCCGAGUCUGCGUAUAACCAUGACAAAGUGGUUUACAGCAACCCCUCUCUCAGGUUUAUCUUCGCCGAUGUUUCUCAGUUGUUUUAGUCACAUUGAAACAUGGCAUUUGGCCUGUAAUAUGAUUGUAUUAUGGAGUUUCUCACCAGUUAUUCAUGAUAUGUUAGGUAGAGAGCAGUUCUUGGCGUUUUAUAUUAGUGGAGGGUUAUGUUCGGCAUACAUCAGUCAUUUGUUCAAGCUGAUAACAAGUAGCUAUGUUGCGUCUCACGGAGCGUCUGGUUGUAUCCUUGGCGUCCUAGCUGCUGUUUGUGUUGCUAAUCCUGAUGCCCGCUUGGCAAUCUUGUUUUUACCGUUUUUCUCUUUUCCUGCAUCCAAGGCACUGAUUGGACUUGUGAGUUUUGACUUGGCUGGAUUAUUGUUUCGUUGGGGACUUUUUGACCAUGCAGCUCAUUUGGGUGGUGUAGCGUUUGGCAGUUGGUAUAUAAUGUUCGGGCACAAAUAUCUCUGGGAUAAAAGGCUAGUGCUUACCCGAAAAUGGCAUGAAUUUCGACAGACGUUUUCCAGAUAGUUUGCUGAAAGGUUGUAUUUGUACAUGUUAUACCUAACGCAAAGGCAAACAUCGGCGUGGCCAAAAUAGGACAAAACAAGGUUAAAAUGAGGGAAAAUGACGUGAGAGUUCUAAUGGGUGUGAGGCAUACAUAACAGUGUGCACGUUCAACCUAGUACUGACACUUCGAGCAAAUAGCCUGGGUAUACGAUAUAGGGCUCACCACCAUUGUUGCAUUUUUACAUACGAACACGUACGUAAAAGUUUAAAUUUCUAAGAAAAAAAGAUUUUAAAUCCUUAUGUGCGCGAAAAUACAUAAAAAAGCGCAUAAUGUAAAUCGGAAAACACUGGAAAAUAUAAACAAAAGUUGAAAACGGUCAUAAGUGAUGUUCUCCAUUGUGCGUUUUUCAUACGUGAGUAUACGAACGAGAAACGGACGAGAAAUUAUGGAUAACUACUGAAAAAAUAAACGAAUACACAUUAAAUAUUACAGAAAACUCAAUUAUACAUAACGCAAGGACAUUACAGCUCAAGGGAUGAUGGUUAUUGGUAUUCACUAUUCGGAUUCGUUAAUUUGGAAAUUUGUCUUUUUGAAUAUAUGACAGGAUAUUAUGCAUGCGAGGACAAACACUAAAAAAAUUCACGUGUUGAAUGGGUUAUAACAGGUCCCAGCGUAAGACAUUAUCCCUUUCGCACUCAGAGUAGCAAUUUAAAAGACUGUAUUAAAUUAGCGGUAUAUGUCUCAGCUCGCAUUAAUAUCUUGUUAUAAAUAGUACCUUCUGCCUCGAUAUAGAAUUCCUGUUCUUGAGAAAAUUGUUUAUGGUGUGACCGCUGAUUUGUUGUGACAAGUUAUCUUGUUUAGACAACCAACUUUGGCGGCGUCGUGCCUAUAAUAAUAUUCGUAUUCACUAGAAAAAGUUUCACGGGAUGAUGUAUGGAAAUGGGUUGAAAUUCCUUGCUAAGUGAAAGUUAUUUUAGAGAUAGUGUGCUGCCUCGCUUAGUCAGUUGUUGGGUUGGAAAUUUGCCAACGUAAUAUGUACGGCUAGUAUUACAACAACGAUAACAAUAAUUAAGCUAUCUCCUUGACUCUCGACGAUUUUUUAAACAGUAUUUUUAGAAAUUCAUAUUGAUGUAUGCUUUUUUGUGAUAGUCGGGAAAGCAUUUAAUGUCUGAGUUGUGUUAUAAAAUUCCAUGUAUUCGUGCAUGAUAUAUAAAUAGACACACACACCUAACAAUGUGCGUCAGCAGAGGUGCGUCAGAGAAAGUAGUUUUACAUAACAUUUCUUAAAUUUUAUAAUGGACCUAAAUAUUAUCGGGUCUUAAUUAUAAAUAGUAUUAUUAAUGGAAUCCAUGUUUAUGAACUCAGGGGAACUAGUCAUUGUUAAUGGGGUUAUCAGUCUUGAUAAUAACUCGUCAAACCUUGGCCAGCUACCAAAACAAAAAGUAUUUAAAAAACAAAUCUCGUGGGGUGACAUUCUUAUGACAUUCUUAUUCUAAAUCAAACCAAUGUCCUAAUUGUCCUUCAGUGGGAAUGAAUCUACGCCUGUUCGAGUAGUGCUUUGCAAAACAAAGGCUGCGUUCUUUGUGGUAGUAUACCAUGGCCGUAGGGUGUGAAGUGAGUGCGAGAUGGCGAAGUUGAGUUGCGCUUUCAAAAGAUGUUGUAUAUUCUCUACAAAUUGUUUAAGUAAUCCGUAAAUAUAACGACCAACAUCAUUACAUCGUAGGUUUUAGCGGACCUGUGAUCGAGGAUGAAUUUUAGUCUGUAUUACAUCUCUCAUCUGGCAUAUCUCAUUUUUCCACACAUCCUCAUGGCCUCCUUUUCCAUGAAGCAGGAUCUAUCGACAGACUCGACACUAUCCAGGCAUUUUCAAUUGUUUUUAAUUAAGGGAAAUUUGAUUAGCGGUCAGUUUUUUAUUUAGUAUACUACUGCUAUAAAUAACAUCAUAAUAUGGUCUAUGACGUAGGUGAAAAUGGUCAGAUAAUUUGUCCAUUUAGUGAUUGAAAUUUACACAGAAAUUUUAAUAGCAGCAAUCUUUGUUUAAAACUCUUUGAAACAAUUCCAUAAUUUCCGUUAGGCAUGUCUCUUGCCAUACCUGAUACCUCCAUUACAGUUAUCAGUCCCACAAUAAUAUCAUUUCUUGACAAAACAUUGUAUGUUGAUAUAUAAGA